UCACUCACAUUAAUCCUAUUUUUAUUUUUAUUUCCUUAUUAAUUAAUAUUAAUAUUCGUAAUAGUAAUUAAUUACUAACCUUAUAAAUACCCUCAUUCUUAUUCCUUCUAAGUUCUAACCCUCUAAACUAAACUAAAAACUAAACCCUCUUUUCCAAGAAUCCUAGUCACUGUGCCGUCGUCGUUGUUAUUUCUUCUUUCGUAGGUAAAGAUGAAACGAUUCAAUCCCGAGUCCAUUGACGACGACUCAGUUUCUUUUUCACCUCAAUCAACGUUUCUUCGACGCGUUUCGUCGAUGAAUCAAUAUCAAACCCAAACACUCAACCUCAACGUUAACCAGAACCAAAACCCCUCUGUUGAUCAUCGUCGAUUUCUGCCUCAAUUCCAAAACCCUUACAAUGACAAUCAAACCCUAGAAGAUGCUUUUUCUCGCCUUUCUCUUGGUAAUCCGUCCAAUGGUUACGGUGCUUCUUCUUUUCAAGAUUCUCCUUACUAUAACCAUGGGUUUCAGGCUACUAAUUGCUGUCAGAAUCAUGAAACCGCUGUUGGUUUCAAUGGUGCUGGUUAUGGUCGAGGUAGACCUUUGAUCAUGUCUGAAAUGGAUCGUGUCAAGUAUAAUCAAAUUGAGUUUUUGUGGAGGCAAAAUGGUUAUGGUUAUGGUUAUGAUAAUAGUAAUGGUUAUGGUUAUGGGAAUGGGAAUGGGAAUGGGAAUGUUAACAAUCUUUUGAAUGGGGGUGGUUCUGUUGCUGGUAAUGGUAAUGGUGGUGGUAAUGAAUUGGGUCGAAGAUUUCAAUAUGGUUUAUUGAAUGAAUCCUCUGCGCCUUGGCUCAAUGUCAAUGGUAUUGUUAAUGAUAAUGGAAGGAGAUCACAUUGGUUUGAUCGAAUUCGUGGGAUGGUUUAUUUAAUGGCUAAGGAUCAAAAUGGAAGUAUGAUUUUGGGGGAAUUGAUGGAAAAUUUUGGAAGAGAAGCUGUUUCAUAUAUUUUCACGGAGGUGAUUGAUUAUGUGUCUGAGUUGAUGAUUGAUCCAUUUGGUAAUAUUGUUAUCCAAAAGAUGGUAGGAUUGUGUAACGAAAAUCAACUGACUCGGAUUGUUCUAAUGGUCACUAGCUAUGAAUGUCAGCUCGUUAGAAUUUCUGUUGAUCUUCAUGGAUUUCGUUCUGUUGAGAAAGUGUGUGAGAAUGCUACCACUAGAGAUCAAAGGAUUCUUAUUAUGUCAGCUUUCAAUCCUGCUGCUAUUUUGUUGUCUAAGGAUGUUAAUGGGCAUCGUGUGGCUCUCUCUUGUUUGAGAAAUUUCCCACAUGAAGAUACUAAGAUAUUCCUGAGUAUUCUUGCAUCUAACUCUCUGUCGAUUGCAAGAGACAAGACUGGAUGUUGCGUGAUGCAGUAUUGCGCUAGCCAUGCUCAAGGAGAAACUAAGAAUCGGCUGAUUGAUGACAUCAUACUAAAUGCUCCACUAUUAGCAGAAGAUUGUUAUGGCAACUAUGUGCUUCAACAUCUACUAUCUAUGAAAAUACAGAGAGUCUCAAGCAACCUACACAGACAACUUGAAGGACGGUUUGUAUAUCUUUCUUGCAAUAAGUAUGGGAGUAAUGUAGUGGAAAAGUUUUUCCACGACGCAGGUGUACAUCUAUCUGAAAAAAUCAUUGCUGAGCUGCUUAACUCUCCAAAUGUAUCAAGGCUCCUUGUCGAUCCAUUUGGAAAUUAUGUCAUCUGUACAGCACUGGUGAAAUUUAAGGGUAAUCCCUACCUUAAGAAUGCCCUGCUGGAUCUGAUCCAAGCAAAUUCUCUAAUGAUGCGCAGCAAUAUGUUUGGCAAAAAGUUGCUUGAUAAGGCCGACAAAGAAUUGCGGAAUAUAUAAACAUGGGUCUGAUGCCUACAAUGUGUAACCCUUUUUAUCUAUCUCAUUUUCUGCAUCUUCUUGUUACUUUUACCUCCGGUAUACUAGUAGAACUGAAUUCUGAUUCGUCUUAGGCCAUUAACCCAAAAAAAAAAAACAUUUUCGUCUUAGUAGUUUAUAUGUCUUAGGCUGUUAUCCAAAAAAAUCACGUAUGUGUGUUCCUGUUGUGCGUCAUUCAAAAAAAAAAGUUCGUACUUUAGAUGUGAGUUAGGCAGUUAUAAGAGUCUUAGGUUAAGUCUGUUGUUGUUUGAUUAGUUUCUUUCAGUUUUUUUUGGUUUGUUUUGGUGAUGGCAUGGAAAUGGAAGGACUUUGCUUCUCGAACAGUUUAGGUUGGACAAUGCUGUAUAUGUGCUAUAGAAGCUGGAGCGGGACUUACAAAUAUUCUAAAGCUGUAAUUUUUAUGAUUCUACUGUUAUAGUUGUUCCAAUUAUCUUGUACAAUAAGGUAAUAAAUUGGAUGGAUCGUUUUGCUUUA
Molecule: messenger RNA, 2370 nt
Organism: Lathyrus oleraceus (garden pea)
Lineage: Eukaryota; Viridiplantae; Streptophyta; Magnoliopsida; Fabales; Fabaceae
Product: pumilio homolog 12
Exons: 5
Coding region: 211-1857 (548 amino acids)
Biological process (GO): post-transcriptional regulation of gene expression
Cellular component (GO): cytoplasm
Molecular function (GO): mRNA binding
Source: RefSeq, a predicted model, not a curated record